Messenger RNA from Helicoverpa armigera (cotton bollworm), 1602 nucleotides. RefSeq lists its product as uncharacterized. Gene Ontology annotation, biological process: sensory perception of taste. NCBI's taxonomy places the organism in Eukaryota, Metazoa, Arthropoda, Insecta, Lepidoptera, Noctuidae. Gene Ontology annotation, cellular component: membrane. The coding region runs from base 103 to 1350 and encodes 415 amino acids. The record is from RefSeq and is a predicted model, not a curated record. The transcript has a single exon.
GAAAGAUUGCUUUAUCUUGGGCAAUUUGACAUUUUAGGUUACAAAUAAUAACUAGUAUACUGGCGUUGCUUAUUAAUCCAGAGAAUUCAGUCGAGAUCAGACAUGGAGUUCGGAAAAGAUCAGGACAAUGAAUCAAACAUUGACCAAGACUACAGUAACCAAAGAAAGAAAAUCGUCAAUAUCUAUAACAACAUAAAACGUGAACUCAUUUUUGAAUACUUCACUGGGAUUUACCGAUUUCAACUCAUCGACGGCGAGCUUCGUACCCCAAAUUGGAAAUUGAAGGCAUUAGGAAUUCUCAUCGUUUCAAUCUACACUGCUGCUUUCAUCUGGUUCAUAAUUCCAGAUCCUUCAGACUGUAUUACUGGACUACAUCUUUUCUUAAACAAUAUUGACGAUUUCCCUUGUAUUGUUGUACUCAUUCAAUACAUCGCUUCGAUGAUAACUUGCAAUUUUCUCAUGAACUCGAAGAACAUUCGUUCAAUCACGUUGCUUGGAGAAGUGGAUACUAUACUCCAGGUAGAAAAAAUCGAAGACUUUUACAAGAAAAUAGAAUCUAAACUGAAUAAGUACUUGAUUCUUUUGAUUUUAACUCAUUUCAUACACGGCGUUUUGGAUGUGUUUAGCUCGGAUGAUAUUGUAUGGGAAAUGACAAUUUUGCCACUAUAUUUAAACCAAAAAAUAGUUGUGUUAAUAUUUUGUUCCUAUGUUAUCAUGCUGAACAGUAGAUUGAGGCUCAUUAAUAGCUACUUGAGAGAAUUCAUUCAAGAGCAAGAUAAGAGAAGCGUUCCAGUUUUCACAGUCAGGGACACAAAAACGAAGAAUGAGAAAACUUUGAAUUUCAUUGGACGUCCCUCAAUACGAAAUACUAAAAUAAGAGAUCUGGCAACAACGUAUGACAUCAUGGGAGAAAUAUGUUUCAUGGUAAAUGAAAUAUUUAACUUCCAGAUCUUUAUAUCCCUUGUGACUACAUUUACGUUUAUAGUCAUUACUAUUUGGACAUCCCUGAACGUGUACCGUAAACCAGAUUAUCAGUCCAGUCAGCUGAUAAACGUGUUGAUUUGGUGUAUGAAUAUGAUAUGUAAUGUCGCAGCCAUGUCAUUUGCUUGUGAACGACUUCUUGUACUACGUAAUGAGACAAGAAUACUUGUGAAUAAGAUAAUAAUGAAUUACAACCUGCCAAAGACGAUGAGAGUGCAAGCUAAAGCAUUCAUGGAACUCGUGGAGGCCUGGCCGCUACGUAUCUAUGUAUACGAUAUGUUCUCCAUAGAUAUCACACUCAUGUUGAAGUUUAUAAGUGUGGCGACAACCUAUUUAAUUGUACUUAUACAAAUAUCUCACUUUAUCUAAGCUACACAGUCAGAAUUAUUUUAUUUUUGAAACUUUGAAACCUUUCAACGUGAAUAUUUCUGUUAUAUAUUACACAUGUACAAGUUUCAAAAAAAUAGCAGAGGUGUAUGUUAACCCACUGUUUUAAUCACUCUGUAUUUUCUCAUCCGUCUUAUUGUGUAUAGAUAAAAUAUUACUGAUACCUACGUUGUUUCUUAAUACAUACCUUAUUUCAUAAUUAAAAUCGUUGUCACGUGUGUAAUAAAAUUCGUG